AUUUUGCGUCUUCUUUUACAUCAUAUUCAAAUGCUCAAUACACUGAAAUAAUCUUUGGAAUUUCAAAUAAAAUAAUUUUUGGAUACGAUUUUGAAUAGAUUUCGUUUGAAUGGAACUGGAAACAUUCCGAGAUGACAGUUCGAAUGGCAACAGCAACACCGUUCACCGUUGGCAACCCGCAAGAGGUCAACAUGAGUGUUAUUCAUGAAUUUUCGAUUUGGCUUUGUGUAUGUACAUGUGUUCUCGACUUUUCUUGUACUUUCGAAUAACAAAUAAGUUUUCGAAGCGGUGUCCGCAUUGAAUCAUUCAUUACCAUUAAAACUCUGGAAACAUUCAAACUGUGUUUGAACAAUUCUUGUGUUCCGAAAUAGAAUAUCAUAACGAUAUAGAAAAAAGCGCAAUUGUCAAGAAAACAGAAUAAACAAUUUUAGGGUGAAAAAUGAGUACGGAUCAGAUAAACGCAUUGAAAGAAAAAGGGAAUCAGGCAUUGGCAGCCGAAAAGUUUGACGAUGCCAUCCAAGCGUAUACGGAAGCCAUCAAUUUAGAUUCAAAAAAUUACGUAUUGUUUAGCAAUCGAUCGGCCGCGUAUGCUAAAGCCGGUAAAUAUGAAUUGGCUUUGGAAGAUGCGAACAAAACAAUCGAAUUGAAUCCAACAUGGCCAAAGGGUUAUUCGCGCAAAGGCUCUGCAUUGUCGUACAUGCAAAAGUAUGUGGAAGCAUUCGAAGUGUACCAAAAGGGUUUGGAACUGGAUCCAAACAAUGCUGCAUUGCAACAAGGUCAAGCCGAAAUUCGCAAUGCCGUUUUGGCGCAACUUAUGAAAGGUCAACCGAUGGAUAUCGAUGAUCCGGCACCAUCAUCACCAAAACCCGAACCAUCAAAACCGAAACCAGAAGCCAAACCGGCCGAAGAUGAAAACCUACCGGAAAACGUUAAAUUAGCACGUAAAAGCAAAGAAUUGGGAAAUGCAGCGUACAAAAAGAAGGACUUCGAAACGGCAAUCAAACACUACAAUGAAGCCCUCGAACACGAUCCAACCGAUAUCACGUACUACAAUAACAUCGCCGCCGUUUAUUUCGAGCAAAAGAAGUAUGAUGAAUGCAUAAAGGAAUGCGAAAAGGGAAUUGAAGUGGGCCGUGAAAAUCGCGCCGAUUUCAAAUUGAUUUCGAAGGCAUUCAGUCGUAUUGGUAAUGCGUACAAAAAAUUGGAAAAAUGGAAGGAAGCCAAAACUAACUACGAAAAAUCACUGUCCGAAUACCGUACACCCGAGGUGAAGACGCUGGCCAGCGAAAUGGAAAAGAAGAUCAAAGAAGAAGAGCGCAAGGCCUACGUUGAUCCAGCCAAAGCCGAAGAGGAAAAGGAAAAGGGCAAUGAAUUCUUCAAAAAGGGUGAAUACAGCACAGCGAUCAAACAUUACACAGAAGCAAUCAACCGCAAUCCCGAUGAUCCAAAAUUGUACAGCAACCGUGCUGCCUGCUACACCAAAUUGGCCGCCUUCGAUUUGGGUCUGAAGGAUUGUGAUACGUGCGUGAAAUUGGAUGACAAAUUCAUUAAAGGUUGGAUCCGCAAAGGAAAAAUUUUGCAAGGUAUGCAAGAGCCCAGCAAGGCAUUGUCAGCCUAUCAAAAAGCCUUGGAAUUGGAUGCAUCAAAUGCUGAAGCGCUUGAAGGCUAUCGCCAGUGUUCAAUGGCCGUGCACAGCAAUCCGGCUGAGAUUCGUCAACGCGCCAUGGCCGAUCCUGAUGUGCAGGAAAUUCUACGGGAUCCAGCCAUGCGAAUGAUUCUCGAACAAAUGCAAAGCGAUCCAAAAGCCGUUCAAGACCACUUGAAGAACCCAGAAAUAGCAUCGAAAAUACAAAAACUUAUCGAAUCGGGUAUCAUCCAAAUUCAUUGAAACAAAUCGCAAAAAAAUUGUAGCGACUCUGUAACCAGUGAUGCGUACCAAAUAGAAGCGGUGGAAAACAAAAAAAAAUACACAAAAAAAGGAUAUAUAUACACACAAACACAAACGGAGACUUCAGUCUCAACACCGAAACACAAAUGUGAAUUGAACGAGGGAAACACAGAGAAUGAGGGAGAGAUAAGAGAUAAUAUCACAAGCUUAGAAAUACAGCGUCAACCAAUUUUUACACUUUCUUCUUAAAUUGGAAACAAAAUUUCGAUCAUUUUUGCUAAUCAAAAUCCAUUUUCAUUCUCUUCUAAAGUCGCUUUCAGUUUCAUUUGUAUUGCAUUGUUUCUCAUUCAACGGCAAAAUAAAAAUCUCCAUAUCUUGUA
Molecule: messenger RNA, 2268 nt
Organism: Sitodiplosis mosellana (orange wheat blossom midge)
Lineage: Eukaryota; Metazoa; Arthropoda; Insecta; Diptera; Cecidomyiidae
Gene: Stip1
Product: stress-induced-phosphoprotein 1
Exons: 4
Coding region: 440-1888 (482 amino acids)
Molecular function (GO): Hsp90 protein binding
Source: RefSeq, a predicted model, not a curated record